UUUCGCUCACCGGGGCUCUAGGUGGCCGAAUCAGUCGAUGACUGACGACGACGGCGACCAAUUCAACACUGUAGGAAGAGGAAGCAUGCCGUUCGUUUCGAGGAUACGUAGGCAGACUGAUUACAAUACAUAUCCAUCUUCGAUCCCCAUUGUUAUUGAUAAUGGCGCCUCUUACUUCCGUAUCGGGUGGGCCGGAGAAACUGAGCCUCGUGUUGUUUUCCGCAAUAUCGUGCACAGACCACGCCACAAAGCUACAGGUGAAACGGUUACUAUUGUUGGCGACAUGGAUCCUGCAAUGAUGAAGUACUUUGAUUGCACUCGCUCAGGACCACGUUCACCUUUUGAUAGCAAUGUGGUUUUUCAGUUUGAGACCAUGGAAUAUAUUCUUGACUUUGCCUUUGAUCGUUUGGGUGCUAAUGGAUCAGGGAUUGAUCACCCGAUCCUAAUCACUGAAUGUGCAUGCAACCCAGUUCAAUCUCGAAGCAAAAUGGCAGAAUUGCUAUUUGAGACUUAUGGAGUGCCUGCAGUUGCAUUUGGAGUGGAUGCUGCUUUCAGCUACAAGUACAAUCAACUACAUGGAAUUUGUAAAAAAGAUGGAAUUGUUCUCUGUCCUGGAUACAAUACAACGCACGCUAUUCCAUUUGUCGAUGGAGAACCUAUUUAUAAAGGAUCCUGCCGAACAAACAUUGGUGGCUAUCAUGUCACUGAUUAUUUAAAGCAGCUUUUGUCACUGAAGUACCCUUUUCAUUCGUCUAGGUUUACAUGGGAGAAGGCUGAAGAUUUGAAAUUGGAACACUGUUAUAUCGCACUGGACUAUGCUUCUGAAGUUCGGUUAUUCCAGGAAGGAACAAAAGAAGCUGAAGAGAAAACAAGGUAUUGGCAGCUUCCAUGGAUACCUCCUCCCACCGAAGUUCCUCCAUCAGAAGAAGAGAUUGCAAGGAAGGCAGCUAUUAGAGAAAAACAAGGUCAAAGGCUGCGAGAAAUGGCUGAAGCAAAGAGAUUGUCUAAGAUAAAUGAAAUGGAUAGUGAACUGAGUAGCUUGCGGUUCCUUGUGAAACAACUUGACCAGGUUGAAGAGGAUGAUAUUCCAACCUUUUUGUCAGACACCGGUUAUGCGUCCAGACGAGAGCUAGAAUCUACGAUUUUGAAAGUGACACAGUCGCUUAGAAAAGCAAGGGGUGAGCCGAAGAAUGAACCAGCUGAGAGUGAAGAGAACAAUGAUUCUCUUAAUAAUGAAAAAUAUCCUCUUAUGAAUGUCCCCGAUGAUAUGCUUACUCCCGAGCAGCUUAAGGACAAGAAGAGGCAAAUGUUUCUUAAAACCACAACAGAGGGCCGGCUACGAGCUAGACAGAAGCGUAAUGAGGAGGAACUCGAAAAAGAGAGAAGAAAUCAAGUAGAGGAGGAAAGACGUCGUGAGAACCCAGAAUUUUACUUAGAGGAGAUGCGAGCUCAGUACAAGGAAGUGUUAGAGAGAGUUGGGCAGAAGAAACUUCUGAAAACAAAUGGGUCCAGUAACGGGAAUAAUAAGUCUGGAGGUGUUGGACGAGGCGAGCGACUAAGUGCUGCACAGAGGGAGAGAAUGCGUCUGCUGACAACAGCAGCCUUUGAUAGAGGGAAAGGCGAGGAUACAUUUGGUUCUAGAGAUGAAGAUUGGCAGCUCUACAAGCUUAUGAGCAAGGAUAAUGACGAUGAUGAUGAACAAGCUGAUUCAGAUGAGGCUGAGUUGGCUCGUAUAACAUCUAGACUUCAGGAAAUUGAUCCAACAUUUGUGCAGAAAGUAGAGGGUGAGAGUCUGACAUCAGGGGAUGUGCCACGGGUACGCCAAUUAACAGAGGAAGAUUACAAGAUAGUGAUUGGUAUUGAAAGAUUCCGAUGUCCUGAGAUCCUGUUUCAUCCAAACCUUAUUGGCGUUGACCAAGUAGGCUUAGAUGAGAUGGUCGGUGCAUCGAUCAGAAGGCUACCACACGAGGAGACAGAGUUAGAGAAAAGGUUAACGAGUUCGAUACUGAUGACAGGCGGAUGUAGCCUUCUUCCGGGGAUGAAAGAGCGGUUGGAAUGCGGGGUAAGGAUGAUAAGACCGUGCGGAUCGCCCAUAGACGUUGUUCGAGCUAUGGAUCCAGUGCUGGAUGCAUGGCGUGGAGCAUCUGCGUUUGCUGCAGAUUUGAACUUCUUGAAAAGCGCCUUUACUAAGAUGGAUUACGACGAGAAAGGUGAAGAUUGGCUUCGAAAAUAUCAAAUUCGAUACAAUAAGUUGUGAUUCCUCCCUUUUGCUAUAGGAUUUGAUUAAUUGUGGAUUUUUCAUAUAUGAUUAAGCUUAAGCUCUCUGUUUGCCUA
This is a messenger RNA of Capsella rubella, 2334 nucleotides long. Its product is annotated as actin-related protein 5. Lineage: Eukaryota; Viridiplantae; Streptophyta; Magnoliopsida; Brassicales; Brassicaceae. Gene Ontology annotation, biological process: regulation of DNA-templated transcription. The record is from RefSeq and is a predicted model, not a curated record. The transcript is spliced from 11 exons. Bases 38 to 2257 code for a protein of 739 amino acids. Gene Ontology annotation, cellular component: cytoplasm; Ino80 complex.